GCGGCUGGCAGGAAGCUCGGCAGCCCCACCGGCCGCGAGCAGGCCGGAGUCCCGGUGGCUGGUCGGGCUUCUCCGGGUGUGGGCGUGGGCGAGGCAGCGGUCCCGGUGGCCGCAGCGUUCGUCCAGGCAGCGGGUUAGGUGCCGGGAGCCAAGCACCUAGUGGGACCUUCAGUCAGGUACAUCAAUUCUCAUUAUGCAUCAGAAAAAUGAAAAAACAGAAGAAAAUUCUAUGGAAAAAAGGAAUUCACUUAGCCUUUUCUGAGAAAUGGAAUACUGGGUUUGGAAGCUUUAAGAAGUUCUAUUUUCCUCAAAACUUGUGCUUUCUGAAAGCUAAGCUGGGAAGGCCGGUUGUUUGGGGUCAACAGCUGAGGCAUUUCCAGUGUAGUAAGAAGGGUCCUCACAUCCAGAAGUCAUGGAUUCAGGAUGUGCCACUUUGUGCAAAGGCCAGGUCUGGAGUGGCUGCUCAGAAUGGUAGCACUUUGUAUGCCAAAGUGAGCAGGAAGGACGCCAAGCACUUCCUUUCUUCCUCAAGGAGCUUCCUGAAACUCCAAGCAGAUAAGUUACUGUCAUCAGCAAAGAACUUGGACCAUGGAUACUGCAGAGAGAAAAGGCUCCUGACGGCAGUCACUAGCUUGUCAACAAAUACUGUCUUAGGUAAGGCCAGUGGUCACAAACCUAGGACAGGCCCACAGGCUUCAGACUUUCCCAUGAAGUUCAAUGGGGAGAGCCAAAGUCCAGGUGAGAGCAGCAAGAUUGUGGUCUUGAACAAACAUAGAAAGCGUGUCUGUUAUGGCUGCUACCAAGGGCUAGAGCACCACAGGAAUGGGAAACCCUUGAUUCCGAAAAAGUUCCAACUUAAUCAACAUCGAAGAGUCAAAGUGUCUCUUAUGAUGCAUGAGAAAUUAUCCAUGAUUAGAUUUCGGUAUAGGAUUUUCAGAUCCCAGCACUUCAGAACGAAAAACAGAGUUUGCAAGCUAAGAAAAGCCCAGAGGAGCUGGGUACAGAAGGUUGCUGGGGACCAUCAAGAGAACUGUAGGGAUAACACUGAGGCUGGCAGUUGCAGCCCGGUCCCUUCCCCAGAACCUGAGGAACCUUGUCAGUGUCAGCCAUACCUUACAGACAUGGAUGGCAGUGCCGGGGUGAAGGGAAAGAACUUGCAUGUGCCUGAUGGUCACACUAAAGAAAGCCCUUUCUUGGACAAGGAGCGCAACGUAGAUGAAGCCUUCCCUGAGCAACAGAAUGGCUCUACCACAUACGCCUGGGACCAAUCACCCUCUUCUAAGUGGGAGUGUACAGAGCAAAUUCACGAGAUCCCUUUAACAGAACAUCCUCCUAGUAACAAGCUCCCUUCGGAAACGGAAAGAGCAGUUCCGACUCUGGGUCAGGAGAGUGGGACAAGUGCUGUCAGUGACAACAGAGUAAGACUGCCGGUGUCCGGAGCAGACGCAUCUGUGGGUGCUGUGGAUGGGCCUGUGUCUGAAGAGCCUCCUCAGAACGAGCACUUCCAGAUGGAGGAGGAUGGGUCUGUCAAGCAGAACAUCCUUAGUUCUAAACUGCUGGACCACCCUUACUGUAAAAGUCCCCUGGAUGCCCCCUUGGUGUGCAGUGAACUCAAAGCAGAAAACCAAAUGGCGGGUGGCAAGGGCAGUCAGAAAGCUUCUCCCGUGGAUGAUGAGCAGCUGUCAGCCUGCCUCUCCGGAUUCCUAGAUGAGGUUAUGAAAAAGUAUGGAAGUUUGGUCCCACUCAGUGAAAAAGAUGUCCUUGGGAGAUUAAAAGAUGUCUUUAAUGAAGACUUUUCUAAUAGAAAACCAUUUAUCAAUAGAGAAAUAACAAACUACCGGGCCAGACAUCAAAAGUGCAACUUCCGCAUCUUCUACAAUAAGCACAUGCUCGACAUGGAUGACCUGGCGACCCUGGAUGGUCAGAAUUGGUUGAAUGACCAGGUCAUUAAUAUGUAUGGUGAGCUGAUAAUGGAUGCAGUCCCAGACAAAGUCCAUUUCUUCAACAGCUUUUUCCACAGACAGCUGGUAACCAAAGGCUAUAAUGGAGUUAAGAGAUGGACUAAAAAGGUGGAUUUGUUUAAAAAGAGCCUUCUGCUGAUUCCUAUCCAUCUGGAAGUCCACUGGUCUCUCAUUACUGUGACGCUCUCCAAUCGAAUUAUUUCAUUUUACGAUUCCCAAGGCAUUCAUUUUAAAUUUUGUGUAGAGAAUAUAAGAAAGUAUUUGCUGACUGAAGCCAGAGAAAAAAACAGACCUGAAUUUCUUCAGGGUUGGCAGACUGCUGUUACAAAGUGUAUUCCACAACAGAAAAAUGACAGUGACUGUGGAGUCUUUGUGCUCCAGUACUGCAAGUGCCUCGCCCUAGAGCAGCCUUUCCAGUUUUCUCAAGAAGACAUGCCUCGGGUACGGAAGAGGAUCUAUAAGGAGCUGUGUGAGUGCCGGCUCCUGGACUGAGACUCAGCAGGGACUCUGAAAGACUGGCCAUGUUGGAGCAAAUGGUUUGUUACUUGAAUCUCCAAACACUUACUGAAUUUUUACAGAUAUUUCAGAUUGGUGGUAUUGGGCCACUAUUGUUACCUCAAAUUAUUUUUGCCCUUCUUCAUUUCUCCUGCUAUCAUGUACUUUUUUAAAUGUUUGGUUUAGUUUCAUUUUAACUUUAUGGAUUCCAUACAUCCCUCCCAUAUUUAAUAUUUAUUAUCCGAACGCAUGCAUAUAGACAGAGCAUGCAGUAAAGAGUAUUAAAAAAAAGCCUAGUAGAUUUGGUGCAGCUUUUGAAACAUAGUUAGAUGUGAACUGAAUACAGGUUUAAAAUUUAACCCCAGAACCUAAAAAUGCAAGAUGUUUUUGAUACAGUGUAGCUCAGAAUAGAUGCUUCCUAUGACAUAAAGGGGUAGCUAGGAGUGGUGAAAAAGCCAGUCAUGUUUUACUUAAAUGAGCGGCACCUUUUGCUGAUGUCCCUCAGAUGAGUCUCUGAGCAUGAGAUGCCUUCCUUCCGAGGGGAGACGGGACUGUUCUGCUUAGGGACACAGUGCUAGCAAGCACAGUGCUGAUUUGAGAAAAGAGUUAAGGUAUGAGAGAAAAAAAAAAGAAAAAGCAGCAUCCUUGGGGGCCAGUUACCUUAAAGAAAGGUUUCUUUUGUUUUGUUUUGUUGUUUUGAGACAAGGUCUCACUAUGUAGCCCAAGCUGUACUAGAACUCACAGUAGUUAGGCUGGUCUGGAACUCAGGCCAAUCAUGUCUGUCUCCCCAGGGCUGGUAAUACAGGUGCAUACUAAUAUACCCUACAGUAAGAUUUCCACUUUGGUCUUAAGAAUUAUAAUAAUGGAUUAAAUCUCAUAAAGGUUUCUUGGGAUGCUAAACUUUUUUCUGGGUUUGACUUGUGAAAAAAAAAAACAACUUAGCAUCCACCAAAUCAAUGGUUAAAUGAAAAUUAGACUUUUCAUAAAAGUAAUUUGCUAGUUAUCACCUCUCUCUGUUGCCUCCCAUGUUCUCCAAGGUAUUACAGUUUUACCAAAAAUGUUUCUGCUUUAAGGUGUCUGAGAUACAAACAUUCAGAGUAGAAGACUGGCGAGGUCUUGCACAGAGUGGGAGAAGAAGGGAGGCAACACCAAGGUCUCUAGGAGAGCACGUGAGGAAUGUUUUUUAGUCUUCUCUGGUGGCUCAGCACCUUGAAGGGCUCUACUGGCUUCUAUAAGAAUAAUCUGAAUCCCGUACUUAAAAACUGCCUGUUUAUUUAACUCCAUCCUCUGGGGACAGGCUGUUCUGUUAGGAGGAAAGUGGUGAUCUUGCAUCUUUAGGCUGGCCUUUUGUGACAUGUUAUAAAGGAAAAUAAGUAAGAUGCAUAGUAAGCCUAACUAGUUAUUUUUUCUGAAUUGAAGGAGGCAAGAGUAAUGAACUUGUGCAGAAAAAUACCAAGUAAAUGACAGAAGAAAACUGACAGUUUUCUUCUUGUUGUUUGAAAAACAAAAAGGUAAAAUGUCUGAGCAGGGCUUACUGCUGCAGUAAGGGUUGACCCUCUGUAGCAGUAUGGACCCUGGGCAGUAGCUUAGCUCACUCCUCUCCUUAAUCACCCAGCCUCAAAAGGCCUAAGCAUAAAACCAGGUCAGCAUUUCUUGUGCUUCAGGUCAUUAAAAGAGAGUAGAGGCACUUUAUGUUGUCACAGGUAAAGGUUGUGUCACCACUGGGGAUGAUGAAAAGCUAGAGGAAGAUAAACCUCUUCUGUUCUUGUGGUUCUGGGGACUGUGUGUUAGGCAAGUGCUCUACCACUGAGCCUCCUUUGUGCUUUUUGAAUUUCGAGACAGGGUGUCAUGAAGUUGUCUAUGUUGGUCUUGAAUUUACUCUGUGGCUAAGCCUGGCUUUGUUUAUACUCCUGACACCCAAGGAGCUAGAAUUACAGUCAGCCAUAUUAGGCCAGACUGCCUAAAGAUCUCUUAUGAAGGGGUUUGGGGAGCAGGGUCUAGCCUCAAACUCUUUAUGUAGCCGAAGAUGACGUUGAAUUCCCAGUCCUCUCCCUGAUGCUAGGAUUAUAGUCUGUGUCACCAAGCUAAAGAUAUGGUCUUAAGAUUUUCAGACAUAAUUACACCAGCAUGAACUUCUUUAAAAUUUAUAGCAUGAGCCGGGCGGUGGUGGCGCACGCCUUUAAUCCCAGCACUCGGGAGGCAGAGGCAGGCGGAUCUCUGUGAGUUCGAGACCAGCCUGGUCUACAGAGCUAGUUCCAGGACAGGCUCCAAAGCCACAGAGAAACCCUGUCUCAAAAAACCAAAAAAAAUAAAAAUAAAAAAAAAUAAAAUUUAUAGCAUGGCUUUUGUUGCUGUGCCUAUACUGUUUCAGCCAGCGAUGAGAUGAUUGACUCAAAAUGUCUCCAACUUUUAAAAAUCUUGUGAGGAAUUAUCUCACUUCCCCAGUAACAGACCUUUCAUAGAGAAGUUACAGUUGUGUUUGAGAAUCUUGUUGAAAUAAGGUCUUUGUUUACCCCAGGCUGGCCUCAAACUUGCAGUCCUUCUGCCUCAGCCUCUCUGAUGUUUGGGUUACAUGGGUGCACUAGUAUUUUCAAUGCCUGGGAGAACCUUAAUGUCCAGAGCCUGAGUUGCCACUUCUCCAGUCUGAGAAAUGGUCACGUCAGCACGGAAGCAUGCAGGAAUGAACAGAGACUCAGUUGUCCAGGUCUAAGUAGCUACUCUUUUCCUUCUAACAAGAUCAGCAUCUUCAGAUGGACUGUUGAGCUUGCUUUAGCCUCAAUGCUGGAUGUUCUGAGUAUGUUCUGUUUCUGUCAUUAGUGAGCCUUGGUUUUAGAAUACAUAGUUGCUCUUUCUCCUCUUGUGAUUACAUGUAAACUUCUGUUUAGCUUUCAAGUCCUAGAUUGCAGAAUUUUUUUGUCUUGAUGUUUACAGCAAUGCUUUGCUGUCACUGGCUUGGCGCUGAAGUGUUGAUGCCCAUAAAGUAGGCAGACUUUAUGUCACUGGGAUGAAUGUAAACCCUGCACAAACUUAAAGCUAUUCAUAUAUGACGAGCCUUCAAUAAGCUGCCCAGUCCUCCUGGCAAACUUAUCUGGCUGUAUUUGCUUCUUUCCAGUGUUCUUUCCUUUUGUUACAUUUCUAGUAAUGAAUAUAGAUUUAAUGCAUCUUUUAGUUUUCUUAGGCAAUCAUGAGAAUUAACUUUCGGUUCGCUGCUCAAGGAAGAGAAAAGCAGUUGCUGCCAAUAAUUUCACAGUGCGUUUUGGCUUUGCACUGUAUUCUGUGUUUACUAUUGAAUAUGAAUAUCAUGGUUAUCUUGAACUUAUGGUUGGAGUACAACAGUAACAGACCUAACUGGGGACACAGCCAGUACUUGCCUAAUGUAAGUUGUCCCUUUUCUCUGCCUUGUGGUUCACUGUUGCCGUCCCCGUAUUAGAAGCAAUGGGGGCCUGAGUGGGUCACGGUGAGAAACAGUGAGUUAAUCUGCAGAGAUUAUCUGCUCUGCUUCAUAUGUUAAGAGACCAGGUUAAUCUUAUACAGCACAACUUCUGCUGUGUGCUAGGCUCUGCCUCCUGGCUGGUAGAUAACCUAAGAUCUGGGGAAUAGCACCCAAGAAGUGCUAUUAUAUUUGGGGUUACAAAAGCAGACCUAGACAAGUUGUUCGCUUGAAAGAUUAUGAUCAUGUAAAAUUACAGUCAGUACUCAACCCUUCUAGCAAAAUAUUUUUUUGAAAAAUAAACUAAAUGCCUUUAUAAACAUGUGUUCUUGUGUUGAGUAACAUGUAUUGUUAGGUGGCCACUAUCUCGUAGUGUCUCCAGUGGUAAGGCUCUGAAGAACAGUGGUGUUGGAAGCCUCCCUACUCUGCUGAGCUGUGCAUAGCAGCAGGAGCUCUUCCUGGAUGGGUAUGCUCUAGUUUAUCUUAUACCACAGCUAAUGGCCAACGUGCGGCUACUGAGCACAGACAGUGUGCUUGGCGUCACUGAAAACUCAGGCUUCAAAUUUUUUUUUUUCUUUUUUGGUUUUUUU
This is a messenger RNA of Microtus ochrogaster (prairie vole), 6476 nucleotides long. It is a transcript of the gene Senp5, whose product is annotated as SUMO specific peptidase 5. NCBI's taxonomy places the organism in Eukaryota, Metazoa, Chordata, Mammalia, Rodentia, Cricetidae. The record is from RefSeq and is a predicted model, not a curated record. Gene Ontology annotation, biological process: protein desumoylation; proteolysis. Gene Ontology annotation, molecular function: deSUMOylase activity. Gene Ontology annotation, cellular component: nucleus.